CCGGCGCGAAGCUGUGACGCGCUCAAUCGGCGCCGGGGCCUCUCCGGCGGUCGGUUGGUGGUGGGAGAUGGCGGAGUAUCUGGCCUCCAUCUUCGGCACAGAGAAGGACAAAGUCAACUGUUCAUUUUAUUUCAAAAUUGGAGCUUGCCGUCAUGGGGACAGAUGUUCUCGAUUGCACAAUAAACCAACAUUUAGCCAGACCAUUGCCCUCUUGAACAUUUACCGUAACCCUCAAAACUCUUCCCAGUCUGCUGACGGUUUGCGCUGUGCUGUGAGCGAUGUUGAAAUGCAGGAACAUUAUGAUGAAUUCUUUGAGGAGGUCUUCACAGAAAUGGAAGAAAAGUAUGGUGAAGUUGAGGAGAUGAACGUUUGUGAUAACCUUGGAGAUCAUCUAGUUGGAAAUGUAUAUGUAAAGUUUCGUCGUGAAGAAGAUGCAGAAAAGGCUGUGAUUGAUCUGAACAAUCGCUGGUUUAAUGGUCAGCCAAUUCAUGCUGAACUUUCACCUGUGACUGACUUCAGAGAAGCUUGUUGCCGUCAGUAUGAAAUGGGAGAGUGUACGCGAGGAGGUUUCUGUAACUUUAUGCAUUUGAAGCCCAUUUCUCGAGAAUUGCGACGUGAAUUAUAUGGACGUCGUCGUAAGAAGCAUAGAUCCAGGUCAAGGUCCCGUGAACGUCGUUCUAGAUCCAGAGAUCGUGGUCGUGGAGGUGGUGGUGGUGGUGGAGGAGGAGGCGGUGGUGGCGGAGGAGGAGGAGGAGGACGGGAACGUGAUAGGAGGCGGUCAAGAGAUCGUGAAAGAUCUGGUCGAUUCUGAGCCAUGCCAUUUUUACUAUUGUGUCUGGUAGCAAGUGUUGUAGUCAAUUGACCAAACAAGUUCCUAAUGAGAUUUUUUUUUAAAAAAGAUGGGCUUCUGAAUAAAAAUUUGUAGUGAUACAGUAUUCUUUGUGUAACUUGUUUCUUGUGGGGGAAGUCUUUUGUUAACUGUCAUUCCUCUUUCUUGACAAAUAGCUGGAUUAACUAUGCUUGCAGUAAAGGUGGCAAAUGUAUAGGAGGUGCAAGUUUUUAAAUUCAGGUGUGAAUUAACUGUUAAGGAAAAUGUGCAAGCCUGUGUAUAUAAUAUAAAAUAGUAUAUUAUAUACAUGGAUAAAGUACUAUAUUGCUUAAGAGACAGUUACAAUUUAAGUUUCCCUUUUCUGCUAUUUUGUUUGCUUAUUUAGGUUAGUUUAGGCACAUUUAAAGGAAGGCUGUGCAAAGUGCAUUUAUUUACUCAGUAGAAAUGCUAAGUUGCAAAAAUAUAUAUGUUAAUAGAAGUCUGUGCACUGUCUAUCACUGUGACUGUGGCAUUUACAAUAAAUCCAAUUCAUUGGUGUAAAAUCUAAAGCCUAUUCUCUAAGCCCUCGAGUAGUUGAGUUGCUACUCCUGGCUGUGCCAGAAUUCAUAGUUAAAGAGUUUUUUUUAUUCUUCACACACACACCUACCUGCCUCAGGUGAUUCCUUAGAAGGACAGUGUAUCUAGUGCAGUAUUCAGGCUAAAGUUAUGAAUGCAGUAUCUUAUAACAGAACAUCAAGUUAUCAUGCAAAAGCUCAUGCUCCAUACAGCAGGAUGAGUUCUGUAUAAAAAAUAUCUGAGUAUCAGAUCCACCUUCAUGGAAGGUUUCUUUUACUUGAAGUUCCAUUGGCUGUCCUUUUAACUGAAAGCAUAUCAGUAUUCAGGAUAAGGAGUAAGUUGGGCGCUAGUGAAAAGUACACUGUACCUUCUCCAUCUGUUGCUCACUUCUAAGAGAAGAUCUGACCUGUAGUUAAAAGCAUCUUUUCCUACAUAAAGCACUUGCAUAGCAAAGCUAAUGGACAAGAGCAUUUUAUUACAUUCUUAAGAUAUUUUUAGGCUUACUCUGUCUACAUUCUUCAUUGCAACGGUGAAUCAAAGCUGUACUUCUUCAUAAAGCAAAAUACAUUUUAUGGGAUUCAGUGCCUCUUCUAGCUCUAAAGCCUCUAACUGAUGAGUUGCUGGAACAUCUAAGUGCUAUAUAACUUGUACAAUGCAGUGGAUAUAGACAUUUUGUGGACAGGCUUAUAAUUAACUUUUCUGUUUUUAUUUUUUAUCCCCAAAAGAUAAACGUAAGAAAAGACCGCACUUGCUGGCACUUGGAAGUGGCAAAUAGUGAUUAAUAAUACUGAAGAAGGAAAGCAGAAAAUCUUACACAUCUUACCUCUUUAAGGUGAACUUUUGGGCCAAAAUAAAAAUUGAGUUAUUCCCAGAUUUGUGCAGAAUGCCUUCACUAACCAAGUUAGGGGGAAAUCGGCACAUAUAGAAACUUGGUUUUAAAGGCUAAUGGCAAAGCAAAAGAAGCAUUUCUCUUACUGUACCAUUAUGAUGUGUAAAGAUGGCUUUGAUCUAUCUUUCAGUACACUAGAAAUCAGGUCCUGGCUUCCUGUCACCUCAAGGACUUCAACAGUGUUUCGAGGACCUUGGGUGUCAAUAUCACAAUGAGCUGAAACCUGGGGAUAGCCCUGCCACCAACUGAGAGGUUGAGAUUGUUAGCUUAGCUCUCUAAUUCACCUCAAUGUACAUGUUAAGAUUUACCCAUUUUCUCUUCAGUGACAUUCUGUGUUACUUAAUACCCCUUUCUAGUUAGAUUGCAAAAUCCAGCAAGGUAGGGACAGUAUUCAUGUGCAUUUACGCAACGUCUACGGAUAAAUCAGGGAUUACUUUUUUACUUUUUGUGUGGCAAACAGCAUGUGUAAGACCUUGUCUAUGCCACAGAGUCCUGAUGCUAACUAGCUAAACUGAUAUAAGCCAGUUUCUACACAGUGAUUUGUACCAGUUUAUUUAAAUCAUUUUAGCCUGGUACAGCUUUUGUUUGUAAACAAGACCUAAACUAGUACACAUCACAAGUGAAUUGCAAAGAGCACAAUUUCUUGUGCUUUGCUUUAUUUUACUUCAAAAUUUUUCUCCCUCUCAUUGGAAUCCACUGAAUGCAUCAUUUUGUGGCCUUGUGAAUUAAUAAUGUAACUCAAAUAUGCAUUCAGGGACACUAAUAGCAAGCCGGGGAUGUCACUGAAUUUCACAAGGAAGAAAAGCUUUUACAGUUUGUACAUUUCCACAACCUGACUAGUGAGAGCAUAGACCACAAAUCUAGCACAAACUCAAUUGUCAUUGUAGCCUCACCUGUAAUACUGCAUACUACACUUUUAAAAGGAUUUGGCAUAAAUGUCACUUCCUCAAAGCCAUUUAAAACUGCUAUUUAGGCUUAUUAAUGGAAAUGGAGAAACUUUACUUUAUUAUCCUAAGCCUCUCUCCCCAUAUACAAAGUGUAGAACAAGGAAAAAAUUUUGAAAUUUGGAAUACUGAUGACCAUUUCCUAAUGUCAAGAUUUCGUCUGUUGAAAAACAUCACUUUUAGCUCAUGGAAUUUCUUAAUCUCAAGUAAAUGACAGCAUAUGGUACCUUUUGAUGUCUGGAUAUGUUUAAUUUUAAAUAAACUCAUAAUUCCAAGUGA
This is a messenger RNA of Gopherus flavomarginatus (Mexican gopher tortoise), 3496 nucleotides long. RefSeq names its product U2 small nuclear RNA auxiliary factor 1 (gene U2AF1). Gene Ontology annotation, molecular function: pre-mRNA 3'-splice site binding; metal ion binding. The record is from RefSeq and is a predicted model, not a curated record. Gene Ontology annotation, biological process: mRNA splicing, via spliceosome. Gene Ontology annotation, cellular component: U2AF complex; spliceosomal complex. The transcript has 8 exons. Bases 68 to 811 code for a protein of 247 amino acids. NCBI's taxonomy places the organism in Eukaryota, Metazoa, Chordata, Testudines, Testudinidae.